AUGCUUAAAUCACUCGUCACUCUUUCAGCUGGGCUAGUAGGUAGCGCCCAUGCUUUCUGGCGCAUGGAGUGUCCCGGCCGUGUUGGACUUGCCCGUAUUGAUCCCAUCGUCAAUCCUGGCACAGUUUCUAAGCAUGCCCACGCAAUUCAUGGGUCUUCCAACUUCGCCGAAACUGUCACCACCGAACAACUCCUAGAUGCCGAUUGUACAUCGUGUCGAGUAACACAAGACAAGUCUUCUUACUGGCAUCCUGCUAUGUAUUUCCAAGAUGGCGACUCUGGAGAGUUCGAGCUUGUUCCUCAAGUGGGUGGUAUGCUUGCUUACUACCUCCUCUUUGGAGAUAACGUGACAGCUUUCCCCCCUGACUUCCGAAUGCUAGCUGGUUCAAAUGACAGAAGAAGCUACACCAUCGGUGAUCCAAGCAAGCCAGACCCGGAGAAGUCUAUGUGGCAAGCUCUCGGUCAGACCACGCAAAGCGAUCUAGCUCAACGGGCACUCGGGUUCAACUGUCUGAACUACCAAAAAGCCCCCGAGGGCACCCUCUAUCGUCACUACAUGCCUGAUAAGGCUUAUCUCGAUGCGAACUGUGCUGAUGGCAUCCGUCUUGAAAUCAUGUUCCCAUCGUGCUGGAAGGGUGGUGAUGCUGUUGACAGUCAAAACCACAAGGACCACGUCGCAUUUCCCGAUCUCGUUAUGACAGGCACUUGCCCUGAGGACUAUCCUGUCCGCCUACCUAGUCUCAUGUAUGAGGUCAUCUGGAACACAGCCGCUUUCUCCGAUCGUAACGGCCGCUUUGUCUUUGCCAACGGAGACACUACCGGCUACGGUUUACAUGCAGAUUUCAUCAUGGGCUGGGAGGAAGAGUUCCUUCAGAAUGCCAUCAAUACUUGCACCAGCGAAACAGGAAGAAUCGAGGACUGCCCUCUCUUCGACGUUGUUAGCGAACAGAAGGCCACCUCAUGCGAGAUAAAACUUCCCAAAGCUUUGGCCAACGAGGAUGUGAAGGGUCCUAUGAAAGAGCUGCCAGGCGGCGAUGGAGUUACUUAUGGAGAUGGCUCUGACGUCGAGCAGCCUGACCCAACCGAUGGUGCUCAUGCACCCACAUUGACUUACUCACCUGGCGACCGACCAGAGAACUCUGCCUCGCCUCUUCCUGGUCAAGUUUUCAAGGUGUCGUCAGCCUAUGGGGCUGUGGCUCCUGGCGCAAGCUCCGAGACCACUGCUAAAGAUGUUCCAUCAUCCGUUGAACAGAAGCCAUCUCUGUCCACGGAUGAAGUCCUCAUCCCCACAAUUGCCGCUGGAGAUGUGGGCGCGGCUGCACUCAAAGAGUCUACGAUUGCUGAGCCUCUCCCAGCUUCGGCACCUACAACCACCCCAGCACCGGAACUGCAGCCUGUGACAGACACAAAGAGCUACUUCAGCACACAGUUUGUAACAAACGGCAACCUCGUGAGCAAGAUCCUCUGGGACGAGGAAGUGGUCUAUGUGACCGAUCUCCAAGAGGAAGUUGUGGUUGUUACUGUUACAUCAACUGCUGUUGUCGCACCCUCAGCGGCACCAGCCCGGAGGAGACGCCGUGGAGCUCACCUCCAUGGGCAUGGACAUCGAUAUUUCUAA
This is a messenger RNA of Fusarium musae, 1617 nucleotides long. RefSeq lists its product as uncharacterized. Lineage: Eukaryota; Fungi; Ascomycota; Sordariomycetes; Hypocreales; Nectriaceae. Bases 1 to 1617 code for a protein of 538 amino acids. The transcript has 4 exons. The record is from RefSeq and is a predicted model, not a curated record.